Molecule: messenger RNA, 529 nt
Organism: Dipodomys ordii (Ord's kangaroo rat)
Lineage: Eukaryota; Metazoa; Chordata; Mammalia; Rodentia; Heteromyidae
Product: saoe class I histocompatibility antigen, A alpha chain-like
Exons: 2
Biological process (GO): immune response; positive regulation of T cell mediated cytotoxicity; antigen processing and presentation of endogenous peptide antigen via MHC class I via ER pathway, TAP-independent
Cellular component (GO): external side of plasma membrane
Molecular function (GO): peptide antigen binding; signaling receptor binding
Source: RefSeq, a predicted model, not a curated record
UCGCUGGGCGCCGCCGGGGUCAUUCGGACCCCCUUUGCGUCUCCCGCGUGCCGAACCCCUUCUCCGCUCCCGCCGCGCUCCCGGCUCUCACCCGCAGGCCCCCACUCCCUGCGGUAUUUCGAAACCUCCGUGUCCCGGCCCGGCCUCGGGGAGCCCCGCUUCAUCACCGUCGGCUACGUGGACGCCGCGCAGUUCGUGCGCUUCAACAGCGACGCCGCGAACCCCAGGAUGGAGCCGCGGGCGCCGUGGGUGGAGCGGGAGCCGCCCGAGUACUGGGAGCGGGAGACGCGGAUCAACAAGGACAGCACACAGAUUUACCAAGUGUGGCUGCAGACACUGCUCGGCUACUACAACCAGAGCGGGACGGUGAGCGACGCCGCCGGGUCGGAGGUCACGACCCCACCCCGCCUCCCGCUGACCAGCCCGAGCCCCCGGGGUCUCAGGACUGAGGUUCAGCCCAGGCUGCGGGCGCUGCGGGGGGACCGGCACCCCGGGAGUGACAAGAGAGAAGGCUAUGAUAAGGCUGCAA